Molecule: messenger RNA, 357 nt
Organism: Rotaria socialis
Lineage: Eukaryota; Metazoa; Rotifera; Eurotatoria; Philodinida; Philodinidae
Source: the annotation of a GenBank genome assembly
AUGGCACAACCAUGGAACGCUGAAUUAUUCGGUUGUCUGGAGGAUAUUCCAACAUGUUUACUUGGUUGGUGUUGUCCAUGUUAUUUAUUUGGUAGUAAUGCUGAACAAAUUGAUGGGUCAAAUAAAUUUGGCAUGUGUAUUGGAUACGCCUGCCUGUCCGGUUGUUAUCUCUGUUGUUUACUUCAUAAGCCACAACGAGAAAAACUUCGUGCAGACUAUAGUCUUGUUGAGAAGCCAAGCGAUUUUCUAGCUACAUGUUGCUGUAGUGGCUGUGCUAAUUGCCAAGAAGCAAGAGAAAUGCAAUUUCGAGCUGUGCAAUCGGGUAUGCCUAUUCCAGUAGAAUCUCAGCCAAAUUAA